Branchiostoma floridae (Florida lancelet) is the source of this 857-nucleotide messenger RNA. RefSeq names its product lactadherin-like. The coding region runs from base 25 to 498 and encodes 157 amino acids. The record is from RefSeq and is a predicted model, not a curated record. The transcript has 4 exons. NCBI's taxonomy places the organism in Eukaryota, Metazoa, Chordata, Leptocardii, Amphioxiformes, Branchiostomatidae.
CCGUGCACUGCAGUACCACUAGGUAUGCAGAGCGGCGCUAUUCCUGAUGACCACAUUACUGCAUCCUCCACGCACCCACAUUGUGCCACCAGCAAAGCUCGUCUUCAUUCCCUGGAGGAGAGUCUCACAAGCCAGGGAGGAUGGGCCGGAGCCUGGUGUGCCGCACACCCGCUGAACACCAACCAGUGGCUACAGGUUGACAUGGGAGCAGAGACUACUGUAGCUGGAGUUAUCACCCAGGGUAGACCUGGUGCGUCAAAUCAGUGGGUGACCUCCUACAAACUACGCUUCAGCAGACACGGAACCACGUGGUCUACAUACCAGGACAAACUGGGACGUGAGAAGGUUUUCUCUGGCAACUCUGAUCGACACACCGAAGUGCGCCACCUGUUGGAGCCGCCGGUAACUGCACGUUACGUCCGGUUCUGGCCGCAGACAUGGAAUUGGCACAUCAGCAUGCGGGUGGAGGUCUUGGGGCAGGACUGCACCGGUGACUAGGUGCAGCAUGCAGACUUGGAGAUUUCCAAAGCUCAGAUUUGUACAUUAGUCAUUACAGGAUAUCUGCUUUGCAGUGUGAAAUGAAACACCAAUUUUCUUCUUUUAGCUAUUGUAAUAUUUUACAGCAUUUACACGUCAAACGUUUGUAUUUUUCUUCAUUUUUUUCUUACCUUUGAUACUUAAUCAACUAAGUAGAAAUGGAAACAUUAUUUUUGGCCUGUUAAUUUGUCUUGGUCAAGUUGGUGUUUAUCUGUAGUUUUUGAGGUAUCCUAGCUGGGUUCAGAAAUGGCCUCUAAUGAGCUAUGGGUCCACCAACAGUUAGUUCAGGUCUUUAAGCCCCCUUCACACGAGAGCACGAA